GGGUGGGUUAGGGGAAGGAGUGUGUGUGGACGACACACCACACACAUGAGUAAAGAGGUGGACAGAGGAGCUGUGUGUGGAGAGCGCUGAGAGUCUCGUUGUGAUCCAGACAGAGUUAUGUACUGUGCUCAUCCUGCCUCUGGGACAGCCAACAACUCACUGAUGUACUGCUACAACAUGAAGCCAGUUUAUGGGCAGCCUCCCAGCUCUGAUGGCAACUCAACUUCACACUCAUCAAGCAAAGUCCCCAGCAAUGUGUUUGCAAGCACCUUCUUUGAGGGGAUGAGCAAUUCUCCGGACAUCUGGAGCGCCGUAAACGGGCUGAACCAGCAGGGCUAUGAAGGUGCGCUGGGGGCCUCGGCGGGCCACCAAGCACAGCUGGGGAGCUACAGCAGCCUGCAGCCGGCCCACGGUAACCUGGAUUUCUCUCCUCAUUCGGUGCUGGCGGCUGAAAUGAACAGAGGUUUACCGCCGAUGUCCACCUUUCACCGCAACAACACGGCGUCCCGCUCUCCCUCUGACAGCCACUCCGAGAAUCCAGCAGUCUCAGGAAGCCAAGUGAAUGUGUCAGGAGCGUCACAGACAGGCGACACCCUGGGAAAAGCUUUGGCCUCUAUUUAUUCCCCCGAUCACACGAGCAGCAGCUUCCCCUCCAGCUCCUCCACACCAGUGAGAUCUCCUUCCCCGCUCCCAAACGCAGCCGAAUCUACAGGGAACAACUUGUGGCCCCGCAGUUCAGUUCAGCCACCGGUGUCACCACACUUUGAGUCCUCACUUAUAUCUCUGUCUCAGGUGGAGGACCGGCUGGACAGAUUGGACGACGUCAUCCACGUCCUGAGGAACCACGCCGUGGGCCCCACUUCCUGUCUGCCCAGCGACAUCCACAGCUUACUGGGCCAGUCCCACCACAGCCACCCAGCCAGCGCUGCACCGCUCACCUGUCACACUCCAGCAAUGGUCGAAGGCGUCUCCAUGAACAACAAUCACUCAGCCUUCCAGAGCCGAACACAAAAUGGCCACCCGUAUCCGCCCAGACAGAGGAACACAUUCUUACAAGGUGCAGGAGGAGGAGGCGGCGGCUUGGGUGUUCAGAGUAACCUGGAGUUAAAGAUGGAAACCAGGGAAGGGGAGGAGAUGAUGCACACCAACCACGACCACGGCUCAGGCAGCCCGAGGUCCGACGAGGAGAGUGAACACAAAACACACGGAGAGAACAGCGCGCAGAACAGCAUCCACGAGGACGAGGACCUGAGCCCAGAGCAGAAGGCCGAGCGCGAGCGAGAGCGCAGGAUGGCCAACAACGCCAGAGAGCGUCUGCGUGUGCGGGACAUCAACGAGGCCUUCAAGGAGCUGGGCCACAUGUGUCAGCUGCACCUGAAGAGCGAGAAGCCGCAGACCAAACUGCUGGUUCUGCACCAGGCCGUGGCUGUGAUCCUGAGUCUGGAGCAGCAGGUCAGAGAGAGAAACCUGAACCCGAAGGCUGCAUGUCUGCGGAGAAGAGAAGAAGAGAAGGCCUCCAGCAUCAUGUCGGAUCCACAGUCUGUACAUCUCGCUUUCCAUCCGAGCCUGACGGACCCGUCAAACCCCAUGGGUCACCUCUGAGCACCUGAUACAGACAACUCAAAGUCUCACUUAAAGCAUUUCAUUCAUUUACAUCAACGAUCAGUUUAAAUCACUCUACAAACUGAUGCAACGACUUUCAAAAGUGUUCCUACCCCUUGAACUUUUUACACAUUUUGUCACAUUACAUCCACGGGCUGCAAUGGGUUUUGUUGAAGUUUUAUUGUAGUUGUGAUUUGGAGGGAAGAUGACAUAGUUUUAAAUAUUUUAUACAGAUAAAAAUUAGUAUUCAGCCCCCGAUGGUCAAUAAGAUCUUUUGGGCACAACAAAAGACUAAAAUUUUUGCCCAUUCUUCUUUGCAAAAUAGUUCAAGGAAAUUGGGGCCUAACAAUGUUAAUGUUUGUCACUGUAACAUGACAAAAUGUAGAGGAUUUUCAGGGAGGAUGAACAUUUUUGCAAGGCACUGUACAUGCACGAUAUUUGAUCAACAGCCAACACUUUGGGAUAAACUUUCACAAUACAGUUAAAUGAUUUGUAAUUGCUGCGUUUUGGACGAAUCAGUUCAAAUUCGUCCAGAGCGGCUUCCUGAUCAGAAAGUGUGAUGCAAUCGAACAAUCAUUUCUCCUCUUCCCAAACAGAUUUUUAUAACUUUGUGCCUAAACACGACUCGCAUCAGACAAAUGCAUUGUAAGCUGCAGGUGUUUUGUACAUAUUUUGUAGUUUUAUUUGUGUUGCAGUACAUCAGAAUGGACUGGAGAGUUUCGUGUGCAGUCUAAAAUUGGCAAACAGGUUUGUUAGUCAUAUUUUCACAAAGCUCAUUGGGCAGACUUUGUCACGUUUUGUUUUUAGGCAACAUAUUUCAUUUUUCCUGUGGGCUCGGUGUGAAUGUGUGUGUGAGAGAGUGUGUGUGUAAAUACUGCAGGGGUUUGAACAUUCUGUGAAUGAACAGAUCUCCAGGAAUGUUCUUUUUAAUCUCACAUGGACAUCCAUCCUGGUCUGUAAUUGUGUUUUUAUAUUUCUUUAAUGCACUGCUAACAGGAUUUUAGUUUCUGUAUCUCCGGUGGACAUAAUCCUCCUCCUUGUAAUUAUUGCUCCGCAGAUGUAGUCAAACAAACCCUGUGCAUGUUUAAGUUUUGAACUUAAAACACAUAUUUUUAAGUUAUAAGUUAUCUUUUAUACAAAUAUUGUGAACUUAUUCAUAUGUCUUGAUGUGCUUUUAACUAUUAUUUUAAUCAUAAAGCCUGUUAUUUUGUGCAGUUUACUAGCUGUACCUAAAUUUAAUGCUCUGACCAAUACAGUGUUUAAAAACAAACAAUGUUCACUCACCGCAUUGUUGAACAUAAAGAAACACCAAAAUAAUCUGAAACACUUAUAACAUGUGCAGUAUGUGUACAGUUUGAGUUCCAGGCAUGUGUUGAUAUGAAAAUGUAGCAAUAAAUGUCUUUCUAAAAAUG
Messenger RNA from Poecilia latipinna (sailfin molly), 3014 nucleotides. Its product is annotated as transcription factor 12-like. The transcript has 12 exons. Gene Ontology annotation, biological process: regulation of transcription by RNA polymerase II. Gene Ontology annotation, molecular function: protein dimerization activity; DNA-binding transcription factor activity, RNA polymerase II-specific; RNA polymerase II cis-regulatory region sequence-specific DNA binding. Bases 118 to 1602 code for a protein of 494 amino acids. Lineage: Eukaryota; Metazoa; Chordata; Actinopteri; Cyprinodontiformes; Poeciliidae. Gene Ontology annotation, cellular component: transcription regulator complex; chromatin. The record is from RefSeq and is a predicted model, not a curated record.